This is a messenger RNA of Toxotes jaculatrix (banded archerfish), 1135 nucleotides long. RefSeq names its product short chain dehydrogenase/reductase family 39U, member 1 (gene sdr39u1). The transcript is spliced from 6 exons. The record is from RefSeq and is a predicted model, not a curated record. Lineage: Eukaryota; Metazoa; Chordata; Actinopteri; Toxotidae. The coding region runs from base 119 to 1027 and encodes 302 amino acids.
CAAAAAGGGUAAAACGAAUUCACUGACAUAACACAGAGAGGUGCCGUCACAAAGCAACGGUGUAACGUGCAGCGACGUUCAGUCAUUUAAAUCAUAAUCGGGCUGUAACUUGGUGACCAUGAGAGUCUUAAUAGGAGGGGGAUCUGGCUUUGUGGGCCGUGAGCUGACUCGUCUGCUCAGAGACAAAGGUCACGAGGUCACCGUGAUAUCCCGCCAGCCUGGUCCAGGGAAUAUAACCUGGGGUGAGUUGGAGUCUCAUGGGCUCCCACCAUGUGAGGGCGCCGUCAACUUGGCUGGAGAGAAUCUCAUGAACCCACUGCGAUGGUGGAACGAAAGCUAUAAAAAAGAUUUGUUCUCCAGUCGCAUUGAUACUACAAAAGCUCUUGCUCAAGCAAUUGCUGCUUCCCCGAGUCCUCCUCACUCCUGGGUGCUGGUAUCAGGUGUAGCUUGUUACAAACCCAGUCUGACAGCACAGUAUACAGAAGACAGUGAAUGGACACCAUUUGACCUCCUCUCCAAACUUGUCAAAGAGUGGGAGGCCUCAGCACUUCUGCCAGAGAAUGUGGCAAAAACCACCAAACAAGUUGUAAUCCGGCCUGGGGCAGUGCUGGGUCGCGAUGGUGGUGCCAUGAAGCAAAUGCUGCUUCCCUUCUGGCUCGGCCUUGGGGGCACUCUGGGGUCAGGAAGACAGCCGUUCCCUUGGAUCCAUGUCUCGGACCUGGCAGGAAUCAUCGCCCACGCCCUGGAGCCCCCUACCAACACUCCCUCUCCUACACCACAAGUGUUUAAUGGAGUUGCACCUGCGCUGAACACCAACUAUGAGUUCACUAAAGAACUGGGCCGGGUUCUGAGGCGGCCCACCAUUUUUCCUGUGCCAGGCUUCGUCAUGAACGCCCUGAUGGGCUCUGAGAGGGCUGUAGUCCUCACACAGGGACAGAAAGUCAUACCAAAGAGGACUUUAGAGUCUGGAUUUCAGUACAAGUACCCGGACUUGACCUCAGCUCUGAAGGAGGUUGUUGGGAGCUAACAGAUUUUGGAUGAAUGUGUUCUGGCUUAAAAAUGUAUGUAGUGAUGCCUUCAUAUUUACUGUAUCAUAUUUGAAGAGAAUAUAAACAAAAACUGAAUGACAACUGAA